UCAAUCUUUCUAACAUGUUAUAGAAUGUUUCCAAAUACAGAAAGCAUCACUUAGUAGUCGGAUUAUUUGUCCACCCAAUUAAUAGUGUCAACAAUUAGCUUGCUAACUACCCAUUAGACGCUGACAUAGCAAGCGCGUUUGUUUAUAUUCAAGACGCUGUGUGUGUUGUGAAUUAGCAUAUUAGUUAUCAAGACAAUAUCAGGCAACCUGGACCACUAGCUAGUAAUGUAGCAUGGCUAGCUCGGCCGUUUGUUAGGUAGCCAAUGAGGCUAGCUAGCUAACUUCAUUUCAGUAAUAAUCAAAUCAUUAGUAAUUUACUGAUUAAAAAAAAUCAAAUGUCCGUUUUAGGUCUCGUUUACUGUAAACUAUAUUCCUCGUAAUUUAGCCAUCUAACUAGAUAUCGCCCCUUGCUCGUGGGAAAGGUGACAGUAAAAUGCGUCAGUAAGCUAAAGCUAUAACUCUUCUGUGUAAAUGAACUGAGAUUCGUGAUUAAGUGCUGGUCAGUAAGCUAAACCAAUAAUAGCUCCGCAUGACUAUAGUUGUUUGGCGUCAAAUCCGUUUCAAAAAUCGAACAGGCGUUGAAACAUCAUUUCGUGAACAAACACUUGAGUCAACAGAGAAUAACUGUGGCCCUGUAAGCACAAAUUAAACUUGAUCUUGCCAGUGUGACUUCGAGCACCACUGCGUUUCUGCAGGCAGGAAAUUAAUUCCAGAGCAGAGAGGUGUUCAUCUGAAUAAAUACUUACUACAUGAAGAGUCAGAAAUGACUGCACUCUCACAAAUAACCCACCUCCCCACAUGGACGUCCUUUCUCCCUCACACCAAAUGUUUUAAUUCAAUUUAACGGUUGUCCAGUUUGCUCUUCCAACUGCUUACUAUAAUUUUCAACGGAGCCUGUAGUAGUUUACUGGAACACAAUAAGGUAAUGUUUUUGGAUCAAUUACGGCUUGACUGCUCUCCAACCAGAUUUUUUUUACAAUAAAGAGGAAAUGGGAAGGUGAAAAGUGACGAUAUUGAGGCUAAUGAUGAGGCAAGCUAGUUUGUCAGCUUGCCAGGAAGCUAAUUAACCAUGAAGCAAAAGCCAAGCCUUCCAUGUCUGAACAGAAGUCCACAGAGUCCCCGGGUUCUGACUGUGGUGUUCCAGCCCAGAGAAGCUCACAGCAGGGUCCAGAGAUGGUGUCAGUGAAGCUGGAGGAUUGCAGUCAAACACUGGAACUGAAUGUGAUUGUGAUCGGGGAAGAGAGAGAACUUCAAGUAGAAGAUCAGAAGGUAGAAGUUAAAGAAGAAGAAGAAGAAAAGGUGGUGGAGGAAAAGAGAGCAGUCAAAGAGGAGGAGAUGGAUGUUAAAGAGGACCAUAAGGAGAUAGAGAUUAAACAGGAGGUGGAGGAGAAGAGAGCGGUCAAAGAGGAGGAGAUGGAUGUUAAAGAGGACCAUAAGGAGAUAGAGAUUAAACAGGAGGUGGAGGAGAAGAGAGCGGUCAAAGAGGAGGAGAUGGAUGUUAAAGAGGACCAUAAGGAGAUAGAGAUUAAACAGGAGGUGGAGGAGAAGAGAGCGGUCAAAGAGGAGGAGAUGGAUGUUAAAGAGGACCAUAAGGAGAUAGAGAUUAAACAGGAGGUGGAGGAAAAGAGAGCAGUCAAAGAGGAGGAGAUGGAUGUUAAAGAGGACCAUAAGGAGAUAGAGAUUAAACAGGAGGUGGAGGAGAAGAGAGCGGUCAAAGAGGAGGAGAUGGAUAUUGAAAAGGAACACAAGGAUACAGAAGUCAAAGAAGAGCUGGAGGAGAACGCAGUCAUCAAGGAGAUGGAGGAGAGAGGUGUGAAAGAGGAUGAGGAGACAGAAGUCAAAAAGGAGAGAGGACUAGAAGAACAACAGGAGAGAGAAGUCAAAGAAGAAGAAGAAGAAGAAGAGGAGAACAGGGGCAUGUCUGAUCCAGACCUAGAGGAAGAGGAGGCAGCAUUAGAUAGUAUCACUGACCCAGGAGAGCGCUCCAACCCAGGUUCAGACAGUGAGCCCAGUUCCACAGCAUCAGGAAAGCAUCAACAACACCAACGGAGGAACUCAAGACAGAAACAUCACCACUGCAUGGACUGCUUCACUAGUUUCUAUGAUCCAGAGGAGUUGAGAAGGCACACUUGUAGGCCCCACCCCUGCUCAGAUUGCAGAGGCAGUUCCGUGUGUCCAACUCACAUCAUACCAUGCAAAAAGACUAUCAAAAGAAAGAAGACUUACCCCUGUGGUCAAUGUGGGAAGAGUUUUCAGGCACCAAGCAAACUAAAGAAACACCAGAUAACUCACACAGGAGAGAAGCCUUUCCACUGCUCUGUUUGUGGAAAGAGUUUUCCUCUUUCACAGACCUUAAAUAGACACCAGCUGAUCCACACAGGAGAGAAGCCUAUCCACUGCUCCCAAUGUGGGAAGGGCUUUAAGCGACCCGAUUCCCUGAAAAAUCAUCUUAGAAUACACACGGGAGAAAAGCCUUUCCACUGCUCUCAAUGUGGGAAAAGUUUCAGUCAUUCAAACUACUUAAAGAGACAUCAGCGAACUCACACAGGAGAGAAGCCUUACCACUGCUCCCAGUGUGGGAAGCGUUUCAAUCAGUCUUCAGAUCUAAAGAUACACCAGCGAACUCACACAGGAGAGAAGCCUCACAAAUGUUUUCAGUGUGGAAAGAGUUUUAGUCAUUCAAGCUACUUAAAGACACACCAGCGAACUCACACAGGAGAGAAGCCUUACCACUGCCUUCAGUGUGGGAAGAGUUUCAAUCAGUCUUCAGAUCUAAAGACACACCAGCGAACUCAUACAGGAGAGAAGCCUUAUCACUGCUCUCAGUGUGAAAAGAGUUUCAGUCAGUUUUCAAGUCUGAAGACACACCAGCUAACUCACACAGAAAAUAGGUCAUACCACUGCUCCCAUUGUGGAAAGGUUUUCAGUCUGUUGCACCACCUAAAUAGACACCAGCAAACUCACAAAGGAGAAAAGACACACCAAUGCUCUCAAUGUAGGAAAAGUUUCAGUCAGUCAUCAAAUCUGAAGACACACCAGUUAAAGUAUCACAGCCCUGACAACGGACAAAGUUCUCUUGCUUUAGAAGAAAGUCAACUUCAAACCACAGAAGUAAAACACAUGUAAACAUGUCUUAUGAUGUUAAAGGAGCAGAGCAGUUUUAAUAAGGUUGAAAUAACACUUUUAAAAAUAUAUAUAUUUUGCCUGGAUUUUCAGCCUAUUUAGGUGGGAUAGAGUUUUUGGCCCAGCGUGUGACAUCACAAUCUGAUCUGACCAAUCAUAUUUUAUUUGCAUAUGUAUCCUCUUAUAUUGAAGAGGUAAGUGGGGUAGGCUCUAGUGCAGGGUUCCCCAACUGGCUGCCCGCGGGUGGUUUUGAUUGGCCCCCCAAGUUUUCUGGUAAAAAAAAUCUAAUAAUGUAUCAUUUUUUAUGGACCCUCUAUUUCUGAAACUAUCCGCCGCCAUUGUCGCAACCCCUAUUACCAGCCUGUUCAACCUCUUUCAUAUCGUCUGAGAUCCCCAAGGAUUGGAAAGCUGCCGCAGUCAUCCCCCUCUUCAAAGGGGGAGACACCCUGGACCCAAACUGUUACAGACCUAUAUCCAUCCUGCCCUGCCUAUCUAAGGUCUUCGAAAGCCAAGUCAACAAACAGGUCACUGACCAUCUCGAAUCCCACCGUACCUUCUCCGCUGUGCAAUCUGGUUUCCGAGCCGGUCACGGGUGCACCUCAGCCACGCUCAAAGUACUAAACGAUAUCAUAACCGCCAUCGAUAAAAGACAGUACUGUGCAGCCGUCUUCAUCAACCUUGCCAAGGCUUUCGACUCGGUCAAUCACCAUAUUCUUAUCGGCAGACUCAGUAGCCUCGGUUUUUCGGAUGACUGCCUUGCCUGGUUCACCAAUUACUUUGCAGACAGAGUUCAGUGUGUCAAAUCGGAGGGCAUGCUGUCCGGUCCUCUGGCAGUCUCUAUGGGCGUGCCACAGGGUUCAAUCCUCGGGCCGACUCUUUUUUCUGUAUAUAUCAAUGAUGUUGCUCUUGCUGCGGGCGAUUCCCUGAUCCACCUCUAUAUAGACGACACCAUUCUAUAUACUUCUGGCCCGUCCUUGGACACUGUGCUAUCUAACCUCCAAACUAGCUUCAAUGCCAUACAACACUCCUUCCGUGGCCUCCAACUGCUCUUAAACGCUAGUGAAACCAAUUGCAUGCUUUUCAACCGUUCGCUGCCUGACCAGCAUCACCACCCUGGAUGGUUCCAACCUUGAAUAUGUGGACAUCUAUAAGUACCUAGGUGUCUGGCUAGACUGUAAACUCUCCUUUCAGACUUAUAUCAAACAUCUCCAAUCGAAAAUCAAAUCAAGAGUCGGCUUUCUAUUCCGCAACAAAGCCUCCUUCACUCACGCCGCCAAACUUACCCUAGUAAAACUGACUAUCCUACCGAUCCUCGACUUCGGCGAUGUCAUCUACAAAAUUGCUUCCAACACUCUACUCAGCAAACUGGAUGCAGUUUAUCACAGUGCCAUCCGUUUUGUCACUAAAGCACCUUAUACCACCCACCACUGCGACUUGUAUGCCCUAGUCUGCUGGCCCUCGCUACAUAUUCGUCGCCAGACCCACUGGCUCCAGGUCAUCUACAAGUCCAUGCUAGGUAAAGCUCCGCCUUAUCUCAGUUCACUGGUCACGAUGGCAACACCCAUCCGUAGCACGCGCUCCAGCAGGUGUAUCUCACUGAUCAUCCCUAAAGCCAAUAACUCAUUUGGCCGCCUUUCGUUUCAGUUCUCUGCUGCCUGUGACUGGAACGAAUUGCAAAAAUCGCUGAAGUUGGAGACUUAUCUCCCUCACCAACUUCAAAUAUCUGCUAUCUGAGCAGCUAACCGAUCGCUGCAGCUGUACAUAGUCUAUUGGUAAAUAGCCCACCCAUUUUUACCUACCUCAUCCCCAUAAUGUUUUUAUUUAUUUACUUUUCUGCUCUUUUGCACACCAAUAUCUCUACCUGUACAUGACCAUCUGAUCAUUUAUCACUCCAGUGUUAAUCUGCAAAAUUGUAAUUAUUCGCCUACCUCAUGCCUUUUGCACACAAUGUAUAUAGACUUUUUUCCUACUGUGUUAUUGACUUGUUAAUUGUUUACUCCAUGUGUAACUCUGUUGUCUGUUCACACUGCUAUGCUUUAUCUUGGCCAGGUCGCAGUUGCAAAUGAGAACUUGUUCUCAACUAGCCUACCUGGUUAAAUAAAGGUGAAAUAAAAAAGAAAAAUUAAAGACUUUUAAACACCUGCCAAUCAGCUCCAAGUGAUUUGAAUUUUGAAAAUCUGUUCCCACGCAUAAGAUACAUAUAUAUAUGUGAUCAUAUACAAAUGUAAGCAAGGUUUGAAAUUGUUUUAAUAAAAUGUUA
Molecule: messenger RNA, 5383 nt
Organism: Oncorhynchus keta (chum salmon)
Lineage: Eukaryota; Metazoa; Chordata; Actinopteri; Salmoniformes; Salmonidae
Product: zinc finger protein 883-like
Exons: 6
Coding region: 1093-3126 (677 amino acids)
Biological process (GO): regulation of transcription by RNA polymerase II
Molecular function (GO): DNA-binding transcription factor activity, RNA polymerase II-specific; RNA polymerase II cis-regulatory region sequence-specific DNA binding
Source: RefSeq, a predicted model, not a curated record